AUGGCACCAAAAAGACCAGCUGGUUUAGGUGCAGCUAGUAAAGCUAAAAAGAACAAACAGGAGGAGCCAAAUAAAGAAGAAAGAUCGAAUGUAGUACCACCUACACAGGAAGAUACAGAAGAUGGUGACGAUUGGUUAGAUUUAUUAGAAUUAUGGGAGAAAUGUAAAACUAGCUUGAAUAGUAAUGAACCAGCAUCAAGCGCACCCUUGCUUAGAGGAAUUUUACAUGAAACAAGUCGUUUGGUUGAUCUAAACGGAACAGAUUUAUCUGGAUUUAAAAGUGUAUCUGAAAAUGGAGAGGAACUUCAGGUUUCUGUAUCGCACUUCAGAUUGAUUUUGGCUUCUGCCUUAUUGGAACUUGGUAUUUUAAUAUCAGCAUCUGCAAGAUUUAAUGAAAAGGAUAGCCUUGCAGCGGAAGGAGAACCAAAGACAGGCUCACCAUUCUUCUUUAGAGCGUAUUCAGUCGCUAAGACAGUUGAGGAUCAAGUUUUUAUUGAAGAUUCUGAAUUAGUCGCUGGUAGAUGCGCAGCGGAGUAUCUCAAAGAGCGUACAGCAUCUGGAGAGACAAGCAACGAUCCAGAUGAUGAGCUUAAAGAGGAAUCUAAUCAACAACUUUUAGAAAUCGCUACUGAGAGCAUCUCAAAAUGCAAUUUAGACACGAAAUCUCCAACCUUGUUACUAUCUUUGGGUUCUUUAUUAUCAACACUCGAAGAAGAUAUCAUCAAUAUUGAAAAUCCAUCAACGGCAUUAUCAAUCUUCGAAACUGCACUUAAAAAAGCAGAUAAUACACAGACAAAGUUUGAACUACUCAUUGGAAAAGCCAGAGUGUUGGUUUCGCGUGGUGGAUAUGUUAUAGACAAGUUGUUUGACGAAGAAGACCCAUCUGGUAAAUCAAAAGUGGAAGGAUAUGUUCAACAGACGGUGAAUGAGUUAAGAGUAGCAAUCAAUAGCUUAGAAGAAGCUCAAAACAUGUCAGACGACCUUGAAGUAGGCGAAAGUGAAGCAAACGAGCUUACAUCUUUACUCAAGGAAGCGAUGAUUUUCCUCGCCAACUUGCUUCCAGAAGGUGAAGAGCAGGAAGAACUAUUCAAGAAGGCAGGCGUAGAAGACGAGGAAGAAGACGAGGAAGAAGACGAGGAAGCUUAAUGGCUAGGAAUAUCCAUAGUACAUAUUUAAUAUUAUUUAAAUGAAUUGUUAUUUGUAAUAUCUCACCACCAUCAGUAGUGAAAUAUAAACGCG
Wallemia mellicola CBS 633.66 is the source of this 1239-nucleotide messenger RNA. RefSeq lists its product as hypothetical. NCBI's taxonomy places the organism in Eukaryota, Fungi, Basidiomycota, Wallemiomycetes, Wallemiales, Wallemiaceae. The transcript is spliced from 4 exons. The record is from RefSeq and is a predicted model, not a curated record. Gene Ontology annotation, cellular component: nucleus. Gene Ontology annotation, biological process: positive regulation of cellular response to hypoxia; positive regulation of SREBP signaling pathway; translational termination. The coding region runs from base 1 to 1146 and encodes 381 amino acids. Gene Ontology annotation, molecular function: protein binding.